AUGACGAGCCGUAUUGUGAGUACGACCCCAUCAACCGCAAUACGCACAACUCCGACGGCUGAGAAAACUACACCCGGUUCAGAUCCCUGUGUGGAUUGUUUGUUCCUGAACGGCAUCGGAUAUAACCCCCACCCUGAAAAUUGCCAGUUCUUCUACCAGUGUAUCCCCAGGGGAUUUGUCCUCGUGCCCUUCGUCAAGUCAUGCCCUGCUGGAGAAUUCUGGGAUCAUAGCAAACUUUCCUGUGCUCCCGCAGCGACUGUCAUCUGUCCUAUUGAUCCUUGCAGAUUUAACAGUUCUUUGGAAAGCUACGCGUAUAGCGGCAACUGUAACGCGUACUGGCGUUGCCAGUUGGGAUUCACGUGGCGAACAGAGUGCUGUGCGGUGGGCGAGUCUUACAUUCCGGGUCAAGGGUGCACAUCCUCUGUGCCUUGCCCAGAUAGGUGCCCCUUUAUUCCCAGCGCUGUUCCCUCUACAACUGCUGAGCCGUGCAAUAAACGUGCUGUUCCUGGGGAGCAGACGAAAUAUUUCGAACAGCUCACACGACGAUGGGAAAUUGAGCGAGAAUGUGCCCCGAACACUGGAUUCUCCCCAGAAACUUGUUCCUGUUCUAUUGUGAUCACACCACCAGGGGCUAGACCCACAGACGUCUGCAGACCGUUCCUCUAUUUGCCAUUCGACAAUGAUUUGAAGGACCACUCCGAAAACCGGCUCUCCGUAAAAGUCGAAGGCGCGGUCAUCUUGAACAAAAACUCCAGCUUCGGCAACGUUGGCGACGGGUCCGCCUGCUUCGACGGAAGCAGUCGCCUGUUGAUCUACAGUUUCGCUGGAAGAGACUACGGCCGGAAGUUCUUACUGAGGUUCCGGUAUCGCGAGGCCAAGAGGAACACGAGUACAAACGGUGUAUCAGAAGCCCUGGUGACAAACGCCGACUGCUUCAGUCCUCCUUCAGUGAUAGUCUCCUUCAACCGUUCUGAGAGCACGACCACCGGCAGGCUGCGGACAGCGUUGUCGAACAGACAGUCUACCAUAGACAACGUGGAGGUUUACUUUAACUGCUUCCCGGACGAGACAUGA
Molecule: messenger RNA, 1074 nt
Organism: Liolophura sinensis
Lineage: Eukaryota; Metazoa; Mollusca; Polyplacophora; Chitonida; Chitonidae
Product: protein PIF-like
Exons: 6
Coding region: 1-1074 (357 amino acids)
Cellular component (GO): extracellular region
Molecular function (GO): chitin binding
Source: RefSeq, a predicted model, not a curated record